ACCCAAACUCCAUAGUUCCCUCCCUCAGCCAUCCUCCCUGCACCUUGCAUCAUGAGGGUCCCGUCUUCUGUCAUCAAUGGCCUACAGAGCCUCUCGCUUGUUGGCGUCCUUGGCCAGGCCGCUGUGGCAGGCGCUAACCCACUCCCGCCCAAAGCCGCAAGGGCGGUCGUCGCAGAUGGUGUAGCGUCCCUCCAGGACGGAAGCGUAAAAGGCUUUACCGAUUCCAAUGGCAAUUCCGUUUUUCUUGGAAUCCCAUUUGCCGCAACUACCGGAGGACAGAACCGGUGGAAGGCCCCUCAAGACGCAAGGAGACUGAAGCAGGGCGAGGUGCUCAAUGCCACAAAGUACGGGCCAACAUGCCCGCAGGCAAUCACCACCACCACGUGGUCCCAGCAAGGCGAGGACUGCCUGAAUCUCAACAUCUGGGUGCCAUCUACGCAAGCCCAGGCAAAACGAGGACCUCAGGCACCGCCACAGCCGCCAUCAACAGAUG
Messenger RNA from Bipolaris maydis ATCC 48331, 493 nucleotides. RefSeq names its product Alpha/Beta hydrolase protein. Lineage: Eukaryota; Fungi; Ascomycota; Dothideomycetes; Pleosporales; Pleosporaceae. The record is from RefSeq and is a predicted model, not a curated record.